AUGAGCCUCGUCGACGUCUAUUACGCCAACGUGUACAAUGCCUCGCUUUUACUGCAUAAGAGACUGUUUAUUGAAGCAAUAGCAUCCGGUACUGCUCGUCAUCAUCUCGUCCUUAGUGUGUGCGCUUGGGCUUUGAACUUUCAUCGAGACCCUGACGGCCGAUCAGUUCUUUGUAACCACGAUUUCAAGACGGAAUGGGCAGAUCAAGCAGGCAAACUUGCGUUUCAAGAAGUGGAGAACCCAACUGACGAGCACAUCGUCACGUUCAUGAACCUUGCGCUUUUCUGGUACAGUCAGGGCUCAUGGCGCAGAUCUUUCAUUCACAAAGGCAAUGCUGCACAAAUUGCGCAUCUCCUCGGGCUCGCAACGGAUAGACCAGGCAGAGAAGAUCUGUGGGAGUCGGAAAUACGUCGCCGUCGGUUUUGGGCUUGUUAUCUCAUGCAUUGCCAUGCUAUCGAAACGUCUGUCGGGUGGGCAUCUGCUGAAAACACCCUGAAACUCACGUUGCCAUGGACAGAGGAGGAUUUCAAUGCUGGCAUUGCAACCAAUCCCAAAUUGUGUUUAAAGUCUGGGGACAGCAAUGGUGGCAUCUACGGCGAACUAAUCAAAGCCUUGACGUUUUGGAGCGAGGUUAAUGCUCUUGUCAAAUCUGCAGAGUCCAGCACUAGCGAGAGACUUCAGGCAAUCUACGUCCUCGAUGACCGGAUAUCGAAAUGGCGAACCAAGCUUCCAAACUCGCUUCGAUUGACUGUUGAAACGGUUCCAGAGGUACCCGACGAGGCUCUUCCGAACAUCUUGCUCCUCCACAUUGUCUAUCAUCAAUGUCUGUGUGCCCUCCAUGCCUCUCUAGUGCCUCUCUUCUGCUGGAGUGCGGCAGAGGAGACAUGGUCUGUGGCAAGACAGAUGUCGGCCCAGGUGGCUUAUGAAAACGCCUGCGCCGCUUCGGACCUUGUUGAUGCAGUCCUCUCGAGUUUCCCUCGGCUCAAAGCAAUACCAAGUUUCGUCGCUUACGCAGCAUAUUGCGGCGCUGCUAUACAGAUUCCUUUCAUGUGGUCUACCAAUACGACUGUGAGACAGAGAGCGUACAAGAACGUCCGGGCUAACGUCAAGAUGAUACGUACCUUGGCAAAGUAUUGGAAGUUCGCAGCCUUGUUGGAGAGCCAUGUGCGCUACAUUUACCAGAUUCAUGCAAAGCACCCCAUAAUUCUCGAAAACGAACCCAAGUUCAUUGACCCGAAGAAGCUUACGAGCUUCCGCACCAACGCCGUCCAUGCCAGAGAGUCCAUCCUCGGCCACAACCGCAUACUGUGGAUAAAUGGCAAUGUCCUACCCAGGCAGGGCGAAGAGAUCGCGAUGCUUGGGUCUGAGGAGGAGAGCGAUAGCGAGUCUGUCACAGCACGGGCAGCAUUUGAUGUGCGAGAGAGAGACCUCGUGGUAGAGGGCUCAUCAGCGCCUUGUUCGCGUUUGCCUACUCUAGCAGCCGCACCGCUCAAUUGGAGAGGUCUUGACCAAGCGCCACAACGGAGACCUGGAGGAUUGUCGUCAACGGCGAUGUCGUUGCCGUCGCCGUCGCCAUUGCCGUACGCACCACCUGCGCCACCGCAAGCGCCCAUGCGACAAGACCUGCCCGAGAUGAUGCCAUCACUGGACUUUUUCCGCCCCUUCCACGAUCCCGAGAUGCUCGAUCUCUUCCCAAACGGCCAGGCGCUGGACUUUUCGCUCUUUGAAACAGGUGCCCCAAGUCUCGACUUUUUGGACUUGUGGCCUUCCGACCCUACUGAGUGA
This is a messenger RNA of Fonsecaea multimorphosa CBS 102226, 1785 nucleotides long. RefSeq lists its product as uncharacterized. Gene Ontology annotation, cellular component: nucleus. Gene Ontology annotation, molecular function: zinc ion binding; DNA binding. The coding region runs from base 1 to 1785 and encodes 594 amino acids. Gene Ontology annotation, biological process: DNA-templated transcription. The transcript is spliced from 5 exons. Lineage: Eukaryota; Fungi; Ascomycota; Eurotiomycetes; Chaetothyriales; Herpotrichiellaceae. The record is from RefSeq and is a predicted model, not a curated record.